UUGUCAUGCUUCUACGAUUUUAGGUCGUGCUCAAAUGACACGCCUCCUCUGAACAUUGCCUUUAUAGUUUUUGUUGGAUAUUACGCGGAGUGGAGCUGUUUGUUUGAAACUGUGAUAAAACUUUAUAAUAUUCAAACCAUUGUGGAUAUUCUCGACUAUUCUGUAUUAUUCAUUCAUCCAGGAGGAUGUUUUUUGUGUUUUAAGACGUUCACUAUGGUAUAUUAUACAUGGUAUAUUUAUAAAAUUUAUUAUUGAAAUGGAUUUUUACCCCAGGGCUGUUUAAUAUGUGAAUAUACGAGUGUGUUUAUGACUUGAUAAGGAACAGUUUAUUUGUAUUAGACUUAGAUUAAGACAUGACGUUCUGUCCUCUAUAAAUAGAACAAUAUUUUAAUCAAUUGCGAUAAUUAGCGUUAGUGAUAUAAUAUAGACUGGAUUGAUGAGUCACAGGGCGAUGCAGAUUGUCAUGUAAUUUGAGUUCCUGUAGACAGUUAUUCUACAGUGUCACACACAACACAAACACUCGUCGUCGUGAGUUUAUUUAAAUAUUGCGUGGAUGUAUUAUGAUUUAAUAAGUUUUAAAUCAGUGAUUCUUAAAAUUAUGUGUAUAUAAAUUUGGAUUAAUCUGUUCUAAUUCUUCCCAGAGUUAAUUAAAUUGGAAUAUAUCUAUAUAUUUACUGGAUUAUUGAACUCGUCUUGGAUAUAUCAUCACUCGGUCUUCAGUGGAUAUUUUUAUUGGAUUACAUCAUCUGUGAUAUAUAAAUAUAUAUAAAUAUAUGUGAAAAGAAAAAUGAUCAAGCAGGGUUCAAUACAAAAGUGUACUGGAUAACUUUGAUAUGUGAUUAUCCAGUAUUAUUUAAUGGCUAGAAGUUUUAUAAAAACAAAGCAGCAUGAAGAAAUGGAGAUCUAUGGAUGUGUUCGGAUCGAUGGAGAAUUUGUUCCAUCAUUCGCCAUCCGAUGGACAUAAAAAAGGUGGUUUCCGAAGCAGGUUGUCCAGUUUAAGUGCUAAAGAUGACAGUAGUAUUACUAAACGUGACGGUAACGAGAGUCCUACCGGUGAUACAGUGGGAGGUGGGGCCACAACCGAUCAGAUGAUACAGAGAUGUGUUAUAGUACAGCGUGAUGACAAGGGUUAUGGUCUGACAGUAAGUGGAGAUAAUCCUGUCUUCGUACAGUCUGUUAAAUCAGAGGGUGCAGCAGCAAGAUGUGGUGUUCAGGAAGGGGAUAAAAUAUUAAAGGUGAAUGGUACCCUUGUUACGAAUAAAAACCAUAUAGAUGUUGUUAAACUUAUUAAAUCUGGACCUUUAGUUGCCUUGACCUUAUUAGGUAAACCUCCACCAAAUAGUUUUGAUAAAUCAGCAACAAUAAUAACACCGCAAGGGGUGGCGACAUCUACUGGUAGUCUUGUCACGGCACCUCAACCUGUUAAUCCUGAAAAAGAUCGUGAAUUAUGGCAGCAGAAAGUACAUACGACGAGGGCCAUGUUUGAUCAGGCUCUGGAAGAUUAUGAGAAACUACAGAAAAAUUAUAUCAAAAAUCCGACAGAAAAAAUUCGAGCCCAGCUAUUGGAAAAAGAACGAACAGUGAAGAAAUUAGAAGAACAGUUAAAAACUAUAACGGGUUCCACUGAUUUAUCUCCAUCUCAAUCAUCCAGUAUUUCUGAUUCAGAAAAAAGUCCAAUGGAUCAGAAUAGUAAUACGUCCUGGCGUCGUAAUGCGGUUCGUCACAGUAAACAAGCCUCAGUUCCAGUCAGCCUUUAUUCAUCCAAAUCCAAUGACCUUGACACUAGAAUGACAUCUGUGUCGCGUUCAAAGUCUGAUGUCACUUCACGGCGUCAGCCGUCAUUUACAUCGCAUAUAAGCGGCCUAUCGGGAUUCUCUCUCGGACCAAAUUCUAUAUCACAGACAUCAUCCCUACCUUCAUCGUCAGUACCUCCGAUCUCGGAUGCUGGAAGUAUGUCGGACUCACCACCAACGAGUCCUAGUAUAUCUCCGACACCGUCACAUCCAAGCAACAGACGUGAUAUAGACGAUAGCAGUUCUUCUAGUAAAGUGGAUUCUGGUACAGAGGAUAGUACAAGUUUAACGCCCUAUCAGAUAAAGGAUAUUAUUACUAUAGAUGAUGAAGAUAUUAAUUCGGAAGAGGAAAUUCUGGAUGGUAAACCCUUGGGUCAAGGACCAAUUUCACCUUACUUGAAUAAAUUACAGAAAUCAGAGGCUGGUGAAGCAGGUCCAUUCUCGGAUAUUACAACACUAGAGAAAAAACCAGCACAUCUAGGAAUUUUUCUACAUUAUUUAAUCUCUAAUAGUGAUCCGUCACCCGUGUUUUUUUAUAUAAUAUCUGAUAUGUACAGUAAUGCCCAGGGUAGUACUAAAGAUAUGAGGAAAUGGGCGUAUGAAAUAUAUUCUACUUUUUUAGCACCUAAUGCAAUGUUAUCAGCUGGAUUAGGUGAUAGUGUAAUUAAUUCUAUAGAUAGUGCUCUUAAAACAUCCGGUAAUUCCGGUAAAACAACUAGUGACAAAGAACUACGUUAUGUUUUCGAUAACGCACGUCAAACUGUCACUAGUGUUAUACAAGAUUUGUUAGCAGACUUCAGACGACAAAAAGAUUUAGGUCUGGGUAGUAUUUAUGGUUGUCAUGAGUUGCUGGAUGAUAUGGAUAGAAAUGCGGAGAUGAAAAUGAUAGAAAAAUAUGUUAUUCCUCACAUGAAUAGAUUAACGGAAGACAAAGCUAAGUCCGAUCGUGAUCAGGCGAUGGGUUGGGCGUUAGCUAGUUUUUUACGUCAAGUUAUAACUAGUAAAUCACAACAUUCUAAUUCCUUAGAGAGAGUACAAAGUUUCGUCAUGAAGGAUAAACGAAGUUUGAAAUUUCCAAUCACUAAAUCAAAAACAAAGACAAUUAAAGGCCAUCAGUUCAACCUACAGCAUUAUUACAUGGUGACAUUUUGUCAACAUUGCGGUAGUUUAAUAUGGGGGGUUGGUUACCAAGGAUACCAAUGUAGUGGUUGUGAUCAGAAUUUUCAUCGACAAUGUAUCGAGGAUAUUCAAGAAGUAUGUACUAAAAAUAAAAAAGGUAUGAAGAGACCUUCUGGCUUGAUACCAGUCAUCCCGUCAAUACGUAAACCCAGUAACCCAAACGCUUUAGCUGGUACUUCCUUUACUCCAGUGAAUGAAGCUUUGGCAGCGGCAGCCGCAGCAGAAGGCCGGGAAAUUGUCACCCAACCUGUAAAGAAGGAUGAGGACGUUGAUAUGUCUGAUACCCUUCAAUUCAUAGCGGGACUUCCAGCCGGCCAUUCUGUCAAGUCAAUCAUUAAUCGUUACGAGAAACCAAGUCCAGAACAACCAGCCAGUGAUGAAGAAGAAUAUGAUGACAGUAAAGAUAAAAAAAAGAAAGAAGUUGGUAGAUCAGAAAGUAUGAAAGGACGUGGUGAUAAAAAAGAUAGAGAUUCCAAACGACGAACAAAAAGUGACGUUGAUGUUGAUGAUAAUACUAUUAAAGCCCUUAACCAAUCAGGAAGCUCCUCAACAUCUAGUCUUGGUGUUGAUAAUAAUACUGAUGAAGAUAUUAUGGAAGAUGUGCAUUUUGGUGAACAGAAUGAUUCCGAUUUCGAGGUAGAAACAGAUCUACCAUCGUUAAAACAAGUCAUUGGUGAAGACGUCCAUCGUAAAUUAAAACCAAAAGAAAGAAAACGGCAAGAAGUUCUCAAUGAAUUAUUCCACACCGAGAAGAUGCAUGUUCGUAAUUUAAAGAUUUUAGACAGGUUAUUUUUUCGACCGAUGGUGGGAGAGCCUGCGACGAAAGAUUUAGCUAAAAAACUUUUACCCAACAUUCAUCAAAUGAUUCGACUUCAUAGUUCAUUAAACAAUGGGUUGAAGAAUCUACGUAAACAAAAUCCUGUGAUAGGGGACGUAGGGGAAAUAUUCUUAAAACGGUUUGAUGGGGAAGAUGGAGAGAUGUUCCAAAAAGCCUGUGCCACAUUCUGUCGAGGCCAAUCAAACGCUCUCGAAGCUCUUAAAAAACAUCAGCGUAAAGAACAAAGAUUCUCUUCGUUUUUAAAUGAUGCAGAAAGUAAUCCCUUAUGUCGAAGAUUACAACUGAAAGAUUUAGUUCCGACACAGUUUCAACGAUUAACGAAAUAUCCUCUGUUAAUAGAAAACUUGUUAAAAUAUUCUUCCACCAAUUCUGAUGAAUAUAAAAAUUUACAGAAAGCCCAGCAGAAAUCUCGAGAUAUUUUGGCGUUUGUCAAUCAAUCUGUCAAAGAUCACGAGAACGAACUUCGUUUACAGGAAUUACAGAAAAGAAUUGAGAAGAAAAUCCCUCAAGAUACACAAGACAAAAGACGUCAGUUAGCAGAAGAUAUGAAGAACUUGGAUCUGUCCGAACAUAAAUUAGUUUAUGAAGGAGAAUUAACAUGGAGACUUCGUCCGAACAGAUUAAUAGAAAUGCAUGUUGUUCUCUUGGAGGACAUCCUGGUUUUAUUACAAAAACAGGACGAUAAACUUGUCCUCAAGUGUCAGAGUACGAACGUCCAUACAACUUCGGAUUUAAAUCAGCCUGGACGAGAUGCAGGAAAGGGCUACACACACAGUCCAAUAUUAAAACUACAGAAUGUUCUGUCUAGAAAUGUAGCAACAGAUAAGAAAGCUUUUUUUGUGAUAAAUACGUCCGAAGCUGGGCCUCAAAUUUAUGAAUUGAUAGCAGCUACCCAAGACAGCCGUAAAAAAUGGCAUAAUCAUAUCAACACAAUGUCCGACGCUUGUAAAUUUAAGAAAACUAAAUUGAACGUACCAAUGACACCACAACCUCAAGAAAUAACCGAAAUAAGAGACAGAAUCAAAGUGCGCUCGCCUUCUAACUUAUCCCGAGCACACACAAAUACCCAAGAAACCGUGCCACAACGAGAGUCUUCGGUUAUUGGUGAAACGGCAGAAGUGGUUUCAGAACCGGAAUUAGUUCAGCCUGGUGAAGUUGUUAAAUCUGGUUUAAUCGUAGCACAGUCGAAACCCGUCUUAACACCACUAGAACAACUCAAGAAAAACGACGACGCAAUGAUGGAGCUUUUGAAAGAGAAAGAAAAAAUUGUGUCGUCAUUGACGGGCGUACAGAUAACUCAUCAGGAUGGCUUUGGAACCAUGGCUGAGCCAUCUUAUAAUGAAGAUCAAGAUACCAAGUUUUUGUUAGCGGCAGCAUUUCAACAAAUGGAGAAUUUCAACCGUCUUAUGAACACUGGAUGUCAAACUCUUGUCAAUCAAACCCAAGACUCCACCCACUCUAAUACCAUAAAAAGUGGAGGAUUAAACGUUCCGAUACCAAUGUCACAGUUAAAGGAUAUGGCGGCGAAGAUGAAUUCUAUUCUGACUAAUCUUUUGUCGGCUGUUGGCACCAAUGAAGAGGAAAAAGAUCGACUUCGUGAAGAGCUGAAAGCUGCACAGGAUCAACUGAAUGUUCUACGUGAAAUUCAGAGAAGUGCGAUGGAAGCUGAACAUUCAUCACAGAGUCGCCCUGCUAGCAUGGUGUCAGUUGCAUCAUCUGUAUCUGAACAGGAGGAGACAACUGAAGAACAACUGACUGAAGGAGAAGAAGAAGAUACAGCCCAGGAAUCAGAUCAUGAAAUGGUUGUUAUGGAAACUGCUACCCAGAUGAACUCUGAACCCCAAGUUCUCGACCUUGAAUCACACCUGCUAGAAUGUGCCGCUGAAACAAAUGAACAAGACCCACAGAUUCAGGAAAUGAUCAGAGAAGCAGAGAACAUAGCAAUCGGGGAAGAUAACUCUAUGAGUAAUAAAAUAGAGGAGGAUGUCGAAUCUGAUAACUUUCCACAACUAAACAGUGCUACCAUUUCACAUGUUGAACCUGUGACUGAUCAUGUGAUCGAAGAUGAUCACAUGAUGGAUCAUGUGACUAAUCAUGUGAUUAAGACUGAUCCAGUCGGUGAGGCCGAUCAAGUAACAAUAUCAGAUCUGGUUAGUACAAGUGAUAAUUCUAGUGACAAUAUUAUGAACCGAUCAGAGUGCUUGAUGGAUUUGAGUAGUCAUAGUAACGCGGAUGAUGAGCAUGACAAUAUAAAUAAUAAUGCCGAACCUCAGGAUAAUUCUUCUAUCUCCUCUGAACCUCAUCAGGUUCACGCAGCAACAGAUUCCUAUGAAGGUGCUAAUUUUUCCGAUUCUGAUUCAACUGUGACCCCUGUUCCAUUUUGUAGUGAAUUGGAAUCUGAUAUGGACCCUAUGGCUAAAAGUGACGCCACCCUCGUUGGCUCUGUUAAUUCCAUUCUCUCUGAUAGUGAAAUUACCCAAGAUGCAUCUAAUGCAUGUGAUUCAACGAGUGACUCACAAAGGACCAAUGAAAAAUCAGAUGAGUCUACGACAGUUCAGUCGGACCAAUCGGAUGGUAUAGAAAUAUGAAUUAUUAUAAAACAUCAAAACGUGAUUCCUCAUUAUCAAGUGAUUUGUGACAACUUCCUGUUGAAUAUAGAAGUAAUAGUUUAGAGUUAUCUUCCCAAAAAGGGAAGACAACUCUUUUAAAUAAACUGAUACUCCUGAUGAAAAGUGCUGAUGAUAUUAUCGUUCAUUGUGAAGGAGGAACAAAAAAAAAAACAACAAGCGUGACCCUCCAUUGUAGUAACUUGACUAAAAUAGUUUUUAUGAUUUAUGAGAGAGAUAAGAAUUGUUGUUUAAUAUGAAGUGCUAUUUUUAUAUACAACCUUGUAGUAGAUGUAGAAGUAUAAACAUUUAACACAGGACUAUUUUAACAAGUCAAUGUAUGCAUAUCAAAUGUAGAUAUUAUUAACACGAGUUCACUGCUCAUGUAAUGUAAUCGAUGCUAAGCAACCCAUGAAGAAAUGAUGAUAUUCUACACUGUGACCGGGUGGGAGCAUUCCUACUCUAUUAAGACACUUUUUCACCACAUUAUAGUCGAUUGUAUCCAGGUGUGAUUGGGUACCGGUUGUACCCAGGUGUGAUUGGGUACCGGUUGUACCCAGGUGUGAUUGGGUACCGGUUGUACCUAGGUGUAAUUGAGUACCGAUUGUACCCAGGUGUAAUUGGGCACCGGUUGUACCCAGGUGUAAUUGGGCACCGGUUGUACCCAGGUGAAAUUGGGCACCGGUUGUACCCAGGUGAAAUUGAGUACCUGUUGUACCCAGGUGUAAUUGGGUACCGGUUGUACCCAGGUGUAAUUGAGUACCGGUUGUACCCAGGUGUAAUUGAGUACCAGUUGUACCCAGGUGUAAUUGAGUACCGGUUGUACCCAGGUGUAAUUGGGUACCGGUAGGAUAGUUUAAGGUAAAUAGAAAGUAGCACAAUAAUCGUGUAUGGUUUUGAUGAAUGACCGUGAAGGUAAUAAUAAGACCUCUGAUCACACCGACUUACAGCUUGUUUCAAGGUCGUGCAUUCUGAUGAACUCCCAAUGCCACAUGUAACUGUAGGACAUGAUGAACUCCCAAAGUCACAUGUAACUGUAGGACAUAGUGAACUCCCAAUACCACAUGUAACUGUAGGACAUGAUGAACUCCCAAUGCCACAUGUAACUGUAGGACAUAGUGAACUCCCAAUACCUCAUGUAACUGUAGGACUAUCAUCAUGUAUUUUGGGGCUGUAAGGGCAACUACAGAUAUUGACUGAUCUUUUUUAUGCUUUGUACCGUCUUACAUGUACAGGAUUUAAAAUUUUAGGACAAUGCAAUGUGGUUAUGAAAUGCAUCACACUUUUCAAAAUGCUAUAUUUAUGAUAUGCCUUCAAGAGUUAUUUCCCCUUAUUGUUGCCUAUAUUACUUCUUCUUCUUAUUGCUGCCUAUUUUUCAUGUAUUUUCUUUUGGAAUUCUGCACAUUAAUAUUCUGUUCAUAUAAUAUUCAGAAAGGGUGGGAAAGGGGUUUCUCCUGGAGUUAAUGGAAUUUUAAAAUUUAAAUUAGGGGAAAACAGCAACUCUUGUAUGACUAUUCCUCCAUUUUGUAAAUUACAGCUGUGAUGAUGUAACUUAUUUUGAUAUGUGGACAUUUAGAUUUAAAUAUUGGAGAAAACGACUAGUUUUAUAUUUUCUACUGACUACUGUUUAUGGUGACAAUUUAUUUAUUUUAUUUUUUUUGUAAAAGUGUAAAUACUUCAACCUGUAUGUAACUCAGACCUUUGACCGAUGUUUUUUAUACAAAAUUAUUUCUACUUGGUAAAUAUAGCAGGCUAAAGGCAAGCAUUUUUAUAAAAAACACCGAUGCAAUUCAUAUGAAGGUUUUUUUUUUUUAUCAUUAAUAAUUGAUUUCUCGGGUGAGUUUCUUUUCUUUGACAAAAAGAUGAAAAAUGACAACAUUAUUGAUGUCACUGUUUAGCUAGAAAUGAAAAUGAUUAGAUUAAUAUUAUUGCUAAAAGUAUUUCUGUUUCGUGUGUGUAUAUUAAUUUUUGUAAAAGAAAAGAUCGUUUCAACAGUUAAUGUGGUUUACCUAUCCUAUGUAUUUGCAUACCAUUGUCUUUGACUACUUUCACUUGCCUUUAUCUUGACCUUGACCUUAAUUUUGAGUGGGUUUACUCCCAAUAUUUGUCUGGUCUUUUUUUUUUAUGAAAUUUUCGAUUUUUAUGAUGGUAAAUAGAAGGAGGAAGAAUAUGUCGCAAGUAGACACAAACUUUUUUAUAAACUUCACAGGUUUAUUUUAUGUUAUUUAUUACUAUGACAUAAACAUCACAUAUCCUUCUCCAUUUCGAAAAUUUGAUUUAAAAGGAAUUAAAUAUUGAAAUUAAAGUUUUCUCAUGUAAACAGCUUUUUUUGACUGUAAGUUGUGUAGUUAAAUAUAUAUUUUACUGUAGAAGUGAAUUGCUGUUUAUUAUAUUAAUUAAACUCUAUUUUAUGUACAUUACAAUAUAAAUAUAAUAUAAUUCAAUAGGUUGAUUAUCUCCCUUUAAUUUUAUUAUCUCCCCUUGUUUGGGUUUUUUUCCCCUUACAUGGUUAUCGUUUCACUGAUAUUCCCAGUUUUGACUUGGUGCCAGUGAAAGGGAAUAACAGAAAAAUCUUCUGUUCAGUCAAUUUACGGUCAUAAAAUUCAGUAUUUCAAAAAAAGAGUUUUAUUGAAAGACACUAAUGCUGUUUGUUUCUAUUUGUAAAAACUCUUCAAUAUUUAUUUAUGAAUAGAAAUAACUCUUUAAAUGGUCAUAUUCAUUGAAAGUAAAAAUUGUUCCCCAUGUGAGGUGAAUAAACUUGGCGAAUGAAUUGACAGGCUGGCACAAUUUUAAGUUGAGAGCCAUGUUGGAUUUCCUUUGAGUUUUAUAUUUAUUGUUAAUAAUAACAAUAUGGAAAAUUUACAGCCCAGGGUUGUCAUUCUGGCAAAAUUAAGAAUUUAAAUCCCCAAUACUGAGUAUUUAAAUUUAAGAAUUUAGAGCCUUGAUACUGAAUAUUUAAAGGCCAGAGUCAUCAUUCUGGAGCAAUAUUUUUAUAUUUUUGUUGAAUUAAUUGCUGAUUACAUCAGGGGGAGAUAAAUCGGUAUUAAGGGGAGAUAAUCCUACACAUUGAAUCUGGUAAGCAACAGUAAUUAUAAACACUAUGUAUACCGUACACACUGUAGUAUAAACAAAAUACCUAGCAAAAAAAAAACUCCUAUAAAAAUUCUUAAAUAUCAGCAUUUUUUGUAGUUGUUUAGUUAAUUAUAUAAAUAUUAUAUAUAGGCCUAUAUAUAUAUAUAUAAAUGAAUAUAUAUAUAUAUAUUAAUAAUGAGUACUUUUGUUGAAGUUUUAAUUAAAUCAAAUGAGUAAAUUCAUGUACAUAAAAAUUAUACACAGUAUAAAAAUAUUUUGUAAAUAAUCUCUCCCAGCCCUCCCCACUGAAUUCUGCCCCUUCCACGUCCCCUGUUUCGUACUGUAUAUAACCCCUGUAAGAAGUUAUAAGCUGAUAUUAAAUGAGACCACUGUUGUAAAAAGUAUAAUGUUUGCUGUUUUGAUAAUAUAUGAAUUAUUAUUUGGAACUAGUAAGAGGCCCACAGGGACUUCUUACAAGGAUAUCAUGACAGCAAAUACUCCCAAACAAUAAAACGUUACAUUAACAUUGGCUGUUACCAGUUCCCCCCCUGUAUAUUAUGGUGUAAGAAGAAGGCUGAUCCUUGCUCCUCCCCCAUGUAUAAUUUGCUAUAAUAAUAAUGUGUAGUUAUAAAUUAAUAUAAGUGUAAAUUUACAUUAUAAAUUGGUUACUAUUUAUAACCUAAUAAACAUUAAAUAUCCUAA
Molecule: messenger RNA, 10190 nt
Organism: Patella vulgata (common limpet)
Lineage: Eukaryota; Metazoa; Mollusca; Gastropoda; Patellidae
Product: rho guanine nucleotide exchange factor 12
Exons: 39
Coding region: 888-6398 (1836 amino acids)
Biological process (GO): G protein-coupled receptor signaling pathway
Cellular component (GO): cytoplasm
Molecular function (GO): guanyl-nucleotide exchange factor activity; G protein-coupled receptor binding
Source: RefSeq, a predicted model, not a curated record